This is a messenger RNA of Physella acuta, 5753 nucleotides long. Its product is annotated as F-actin-uncapping protein LRRC16A. Gene Ontology annotation, molecular function: protein binding. Gene Ontology annotation, cellular component: lamellipodium; plasma membrane. The record is from RefSeq and is a predicted model, not a curated record. Lineage: Eukaryota; Metazoa; Mollusca; Gastropoda; Physidae. Gene Ontology annotation, biological process: regulation of Arp2/3 complex-mediated actin nucleation; cell migration.
AUGAGGAAGAUGGCGAACCGCUGUUUGUAAACUUUGGGAGUCGUAGUGUUGGACACUGAGAUUUUUUAAAACACUUUCACUGCAUAGCUGUAAAGUUUAAGGUUGAAAACAAAUUGUUGCAUCGUCAGCCUACAUGUUAUUUAUAUUAUUAUGGCGACAGCAAACACCAAGCUUAUACCUCAGGAUAUUCAAGAUAGUGUGAAAGAGCUUCUUGAGAAACAUGUGAAGAUUACUCUUAAGAAAUGGGUCAAAAUGGAGGUUAGAGAAAGACUGGAACACAGAGUAUUGGCAUUAUCAAGCUGCAGACUAUUCAUUUUAUCAGCAAAAGUGCCUUCAAAGCUGGAAAACAGUUACCAUUUUUUGGAGUUCCAGAGCAUUGAAAGCAAAAAACCAAAUCAGUUGACCCUGGCUGUUGAAAACAAAACCAAUUUUUUCCUGUCUGAUGGAGAAACUGAAGAUAUUGAUCACAUUAUAACACACAUAGGCAUCAGUCUGAAGCAGAUUUUUCCAACAUUCCAACUGGAUCGUCUAAUACUGAAAAUUGAUGUUCAACCAGUCGAACGUUUAGAAACAAUGAACAGGUUGAUCAAAGGCUUAGAAAACAAAGAAAUAGGACCAUGUGGAGGUUUUACCACUAUGUAUCAAUGUAUGUGUGAUUUUCAUGGUUUGCCAUUCAGAGAGGAAGUUGCAUGGGAUGUGGACACAAUUUACUUAUCUCAUGAUUGUAGAGAGCUCAGACUUCAGGAUUUUGAUCAUUUAGUAGGAAAAGAUUUAGUUCCAAUUAUUGGUGCUCUAGUGCAUAAUUCCUGGUUUAAAUGUAUAAAUGCUAGCAAUGUUAAAUUGUCUGUUGAAGCCUUAAAUGAGCUUAUAAAAGUGAUAAAAAGAAAUAAUGUAUUGGAAGAAGUGAACCUCAGCAAUACAGGAAUCAAACCCGAGUUUCUCCAAAAGUUUUCCCUGGCCAUAAUCUCAAACAAAGAUACACAGCUGACAUCUCUAGACUUGUCCAAUAAUAUUCUGGAUGACAAAGCUGUCAAUCACCUUUUGGGAGCAAUCAAAAUUCUACCUGAUGGUUUGACCUCAUUUGAUAUUUCCAAAACGGGAGUGAGCACCAAAUGUUUGAAUAAAGUUGGUGAAAUGUUGUCCCAGUCUCCUAAAAUUGUUGCUGGUCUCAAGUCUCUCAAGCUCAGUGAUAAUGGAUUGAAGGGAGAGGAUUUUCCAAUGUUAUACAACUUUUUGGCUCAACCAAAUACCCUCAGCUAUUUGGAUGUGUCAAACACAGACUGUGCUCUAGAUACACUAUGUGAUCCACUCUUAAGAGGUUGUCCCAAUUUAAAAACACUGAAAGCAUCUAAAACAACAUUCACUCACAAAAAAUCACGUGAAGUUAUUGUUCCACAAUCCUGGAAACAAUUCUUUGCCACAACUUGCUGCCUAGAAUAUGUGGAUUUUUCAUAUUGUAAAUUGCCACCGGAAUCUAUAAGAGAUCUACUAGCUGGUGUAUCAAGCAAUAAAAUCCUUAAGGAGCUUUAUUUAGACAUAAGCAGCAAUGAACUUGGCUCGGCAGGUGCUAGUGUCCUAAACUCGUAUAUUGGAUCUGUCAAAGCUAUUCAAGGCCUAGAUAUCAGCAACAAUGGUUUUGAUGCUGAUUUAAAAGUGUUACUUUUAGAACUUUCUAAGAAUUCCCACAUUAAGAAUUUAUCAGUUGGUAGAAAUUUUUCAAACAUAAAACCCAAGUUUAUGCCUGAAGUAAUGACAGCCUUGACCAGUCUUUUACAAGAUGACUCAGUUUUAGAGUACUUGUCCUUGUCAGAAUCUAAGCUAAAGGCAGAUGCCACAUAUGUUAUUAAUGCCCUGGGCAGCAAUGUUUCUCUUUUGGAAAUUGACAUUAGUGGCAAUGCUAUUGGUGACCUUGGUGCAAGGAUGCUGGCAAAAGCUCUGCUAAUCAACACAAAACUACAAAAAGUUGUUUGGGACAAAAAUAAUAUAUCUGCUCAAGGAUUUGAAGAUGUUGCAGAAGCUUUAAGGAGAAAUAUGACUUUAAAAAAAAUGCCCUUCCCAGUUAAUGAUGCAGCGAUAUCAUUACGCUUAUAUCCUGAGAAAACAGAAAUUGCUUUGCAAAAGAUUGAAGCAUACUUGCAGAGGAACCACAGUCCAAGAAGGUUUGCAUCAGAUCAAGCUUAUAGACUACAGCAAGGAUUUCUUAUAAAUUCAACUCAACAGAUGGUUGAUAGUCUUGUGGUCCAAGUUGAGGAUACAACAAAAGCACUGAAGGGAUACAGCACAUUGGAUGUCUACGCUAAGGAUGUUCAAACAGCAGAGAAACUGGUUGUUGAGGCCAAUAGAUCAAGAGGGCUAUUUCCUGGAUUGCAAGAUAUUGGACUUAAAUCCCAAGCUGUGGGUAAUCCUAUCGACACUGAAUUUAAAUCAAUGGCUGAUAAUCUCAAGAUGAUCAUUGAAAAGCAUAUGCAGUCAACCAUAGAAGAGAUGUUUAAAUGUACAUUUAAUAACUGCCCAAGUGUUAUGCAAAAUCAGUCCUUACAAGCUGAAAUUAAAGAGGCAUGUUUGUCUAAAAUUUUGCUUCCCAAAGAUUUUACAAAAGGUGUUUUGGAAGGAGCAAGUGCUGACGUAUUCAAUCUAAUUGGUGAGAUGAACCUAUCCGUGGCUGCCCUGAUGUCUGACAGGGUUGUUGAAGAAGUUAUUAGUUCAUUAGCAGAAAGCCUCAAAUCUCUGAGCAAACAUCUUGGUCUGAGAAUAAGUGGCAUCUACCCAGAAGAAAAUCAAAGAGAGUCUAAUCAUUUGGAUGUUCCAGUAAUUGAAGGCAGAAGGCAAACAGUUUUAAAAUUGAAAACACGUCCUCCAUCAGUUAUAGAUCAUUACAGCAGAGUUUUAAAUAAGCUGGAAGAUGCUGAAAGAUAUGAUGGGCCUUCAUAUCAAAGCAUUCCCAUCUUACUCGUAUCAGUACAUGAUAAACCUUCACCGCUGCUAUUAGCACCAACACCCUCACCAGAUGAGCCAACCCCACAAACAUUGCAACAUAUUACUAAAGCAAGACCUAGAAGAGAAAAAGCUCAUAGGCCAACCAGACCAGUUGUUCAUAUAGGCUCUACAGAGUUAGAGGAAUUUCCUAUGAAUGGUUUUGUACCAGAAGCAGCACAAGACAGCUCAACUUCAAAUGAUCAAGGAAUUUCACAAUCAAAGACCAAACAGCAAGAUCCUCCAAGUAAAUCUGAUAAGAGUGGGCCCAAAAAAGUAGCUAAAGAAAAAGAUACAAAAGAUGGCAAGAAAAGCAUCUUUAACAUGUUUAAAAAAAAGGCAGCAGUUCCUGCAGCACCAGCUAACACUACCUCAGCUGAUGCUAAACCUGGCAAGAAAACUGAAUUGACAAUAGACACUAAAGCUGAUGAAGGUUUGAUAGAAGCUCCAUCAAAGCCAGAAAAUGAGAUCUUACCUCCCCCUACACCCAAAACACCCAAAAUCAAGAUUCCAGUAGAUAGAGUGGCCAUCUUGCCACCAGUUGGUGUAACUGUAUCCCAGCGUACAACUUCAGUGACAGAAGGUGACUCAUCUUCAGGAGUUGAUGAAGUUAAAAAAGACAAACCUAGAGGUACAGAAAUGAAAGAAGAUAACUCCAAACAUCCCCAAAGCUUGGCCAAAGUGCAUGUUGCUCUAGGUGGAUCAACCUUGUUUCAAGAGAUGAAAGAAAACCAACGCUUUUCUAAAUACAUGCCUUCACUCGAUGAGAGUAAAAAGAGCAGCAAUUCAUUGAAUGAAACAAAUAACAAUGAGAAAGAGAGGACAGAUGAGGGAGAAGAGGAGAGACUUUCAUUAUCUAAACACAGUCAUCAGUUGACAACAUCCACAUCUGAGUUACACAAGAAUGAAGCAGAACAUGUUGAUACAGCAGUUGCAGCCCGGCCCGCUGAAGCUUUCAGUUCUACAAGCAAGCUACAGCCACCCCACCCUAGAGUGACCAGUGGCUCCAGGAGGCCUGUAUCCACAGUUGAAGAAGCUGAAUUUGUGACAGACAUUCCUACCUGCAUGACAGUAUCUACACCUGAGGUGUUUUUUUCUGAUGCAUCUGGUAGUAAACCAAAACCUCCAACAAAGCCAAGACCAGCAGUGCUGCCAAGACUGAAGAAAGGACUCUCUAGUUCUGAUGAUAAUACAGAAGUUUCAAGCCCCACAACUCCAGUUGCCCCAUCAGCAGCUAAUCAGGUAGACACAUCAGAGUGUCUACGUCCUGCCAGUGACUCAGGGGUUGUCUAUGAUUCAGCCACUCUCAGGCUGUCUGUCAAGGACAAAAUAAAGAGAAUAAGUCAGAAAAGUGACUCACAGAGUAUUCUCCCCUCUAACUUAAACCCAACUGCUGUACAAAAAGAUGAUGAUCAGCUGAAAGAAACACACCCCAAAGAUCCAAAAGAGGACAUGCCUUUAAUAGAGCAUGUUUUAAAAGAGGAUAUAAUACCAUCAGAUGGGAGCACACUGACAGAUGAAGAGAAGAAAGAGGAAAUAAAACCAGUGAUAUCUACAGAGCAAGAUGAUGAAAUCAUGGUGUAGAUAAAUACAAUAAAUGCAUCCUAAAGGUACAGCUCCUUCAGAGUAGUAGAAAAUGUGACAGUUCUAUUUAUAGGUAGCUGUUGAAUGUAACAUCACAUGUGAGUGUAUUUUUAAACAAAUUAGUAUUGAAGAAAGCAUUAAAAUACUUGAUUUAAAUUUAAUUUAUACAUGCUUGUGGUCAUACCUGUCUCUGAUUUAGUACAAGGGAUUAAAAUGUUGGGCAAUUUUAAAAGUAUUAUUAUGCACAAUAUUUGCUGAUUUUUCUUUUACUUGAAGGGAAAUAAAUAUAUGGAAGGUUUCACUUGAUGAAGAAAGUAGCAAUCAGAUGGUCAUAAUGUUACAUUUAUUCUUCGUUGAUGUUAAGUGAAAUCAAAUGCUGUUACAGUUAUGUCUUUCUUUAAAUUGCUAAAAAUGCAAGAUAAUCAAACAUUCAUACAAUAUUUAAGUAUUACAUAUUGAUUACAUUUAUCUUUAUUUCACUACAAUACAUAUAUCUCCAAUGUUAUAGAUUUGAUUUUUUUUUUCAAUUAUUUCUUAAAUCUCAUAUUACUUAACAUCAAGAAAAUAAUAUCAAAAACUGUUUAUGCAGUUCUAUCUCUGAUGAAGUUGAAUCAAGCUGAUUUACAUUUUUACUUAUAAUAAUUAUAAUAUACUGUCUUUUAAUUUUCUUUUAAGUUGUCCAAUUUUUCAUGUCUUAAUCAAUUUACACAAAAGAAACUUUAAAAAAAUGUUUCAACAAUCUUUACCUACCUAUUUUCUUUUGUUAUUUUUAUUUGGAAUGUGCAAUCGGUUGAGAUGAAAUACCAUCAGUUACUUUUGAUCUUACACUUUCUUCAAAUUAUUUGUUGUGGAAAACCUCAUUUUCUUAAUUUACUUUUAAAAUAUUUUUUUAAAGUUUCCAAGAAUAACCUCUUAAAUAAUAGUUUUUUAUGUUGAUUGAAUGGUUGGCAGCACUUGGUUUAUAUUGACAAACCUGUCAUUUAAUAGAUUUUUUUCAUGUAAAUUAAAUAACGGUAGCUCUUGGUUUACAUGUCAGAUCAUAUCCUUUUUUAAGUGCUGUAGAAAUGGAAUUUACCCAGUGGCGUAGCGAGGUCGGGUGUCACCCGGUGCGGCACUUAAUGGUGUCACCCCCCAGAGGCGUAGCGACCCUUCCCGGGGACAAACUUUCAAGUUUUCGAUUUGCACCCCCCCCCCUC